GCGGAGCCACGAAAACUUGUGGCUGUGAUGAGUGCCGCUUUUUUACGCCGGCGGCGGCGGUCGGUGUCCUUUCCCGACGAGCUUGUCCGGGAACGGUAGAAACGGUGGACUAUUUCUUCUUCAAUUGCUGCCUGCUUGGAUUUAUAAUUGUUUUUUCUCACGAUCUUGUCUGUAAUGUGAUUCGAACCCCUUGUCUGAAAAUCCAAUCCCCAGGCGUUUGCUGCUUCUUUUAAUAGGGGUUUCACAGUUGGACUGUUUUUCUAUUUUGCGGGGUUGGGAUUGUUGUCCACGUUUUCUUCUAGGGAUCUGAGUGUGUAGAGAUGAAGGGCGACCCGGGUUUUAAGCUGUUUGGAAAGACAAUUCCAGUGACUGACGAAGAGGAUAAAUGCUCUGUACUGGAGAAAGAGUGUGAGGAUAAUAAUGAUAUUGAAGCUCCUGCUCAAGUUCCCGAUAAGGAAAUAUUUCAAGACAGCAAUCUGAAGUCUGAAGUUGAAGGUCCGCCUGACACAAACCCAGAAGAGGUAGAAAGCUUUACAGGCACCAGUGAUUCCAGAGAGGAGAGUUGCAAGAAACCUAUGCAAGACUUGGAAAAAAAGAUUCUACCAACAAUAAUGGAAAAUAAUAACUUGAAAAAUGGGAAUGGGGAGGAAGAAGCUGAUGGUAGUGGUACAAAUGGAAAUGAGGAAAAGAUGCCAAAGAAGCCUGACAAAUUGUUACCUUGUCCUCGCUGUGAUAGUUUAGAUACAAAAUUCUGCUAUUAUAACAAUUACAAUGUGAACCAGCCACGGCAUUUUUGUAAAAAUUGCCAAAGAUAUUGGACUGCUGGAGGAACAAUGAGGAAUGUUCCUGUAGGUGCAGGACGGCGUAAGAACAAACAUUCAGCUUCACAUUAUAGGCAUAUGCUGAUGGCUGAUGGUCUUGCAACUGCCAGAGUAGAUGGUCCUGAUUCUGCCCACCACCAGGUAAUGCCCACUGCACUUUCUUCGACACGGGUAUUAAAAAAUUCUCAACUACAGCUCCUUCCUUUGGACAUAGAAUCUGCAGGGGGAACUGUGCUAAAUUUUGGACCAGAUUCUCCUCUUUGUGAGUCUAUGGCUACAGCCCUUAAUCUGGCAGAUCAGCCAAUGACAAACAGACAAGCUUUCUUAAAUAAAGAUGAUGAAAAAAAUCAAUUGACAAACAAAGAAACUAGAGAUGAUAAUUCAUGUGGAUCUUCAAUUACAGGCAGUACUUUUGCAGAAAAAGACGAUGGCACAAAGAAUUUUCAUUCUGUUCCUCAAAUGGACCAAGUAGGCAUGAUGGGAUGGUCUGGCAGUUUUCCUCCACAGCACCCCUAUUAUGGAGGUCCCUGGCCAUAUGGUUGGAAUUUUGGUUGGGGGGCUCGUGCUCCAGUAACUGCAGCAGCAGGGUGCCCUAAUGGUAUUGCUUAUGCUUCUGACGGUAGUAAUGUCAACACAGGUACAUCAGGGCCAAGGCUGCCUGGUGUGUGGGCAGCAGGAAUUCCUUGGCCUUUUGUUCCUGGAACUUACUGGGCAGGUCCUCCUGGCUGGGGAGGAGGCACAUGGAAUAUUCCAUUUCCAGCACUAGCCUCACCUACAACUGGAGGAUUAAGUUCUCCAUCAAGCAGUGGUGGUAGCUGCGGAUCUCCAACCUUAGGCAAACAUUCAAGGGACUUUCCAAGUGUUGAUUGUAAAAGAGAUGGAAGUCUGUGGGUUCCAAAGACUUUAAGAAUUGAUGAUCCUGGUGAAGCUGCAAGAAGUUCAAUCUGGACAACAUUGGGUAUUGGAAAUAAAUGUGAAUCCAUUACAUCUGGUGGGAUUUUUAAAGCUUUCCAGUCCAAGACAGAAGAGAAGGAUCUGGGUAAACGUUCUCAGCAAGGGUUACAUGCUAAUCCUGCAGCAUUGUCAAGAUCGAUGGCCUUUCAGGAAAAUUGUUGAGUUUCUUUUUAAAUAUAAAACAUUCAUUUUCUCUUCACUAUCCUUUACUCCAGUGGAAGGUAGGUAACCAUUUUUCCAAAUCUCUUAUAUGCCAUACGGAAUCCCGACUAGAAUGUCUGAUAAUGGGAAGUUUAAAGGUUUUACCCAUUGUAAAGUAUUUUAUUUCUUCCUCCAGUUUGGAGUCCAUAUAUUAUGGUUAACAGCUUAAGCUUAUAUGGAGCUGUACAAAAUGUUAUGACAAGUUUGUCUUCAUCUGAUUUUUCUUCAAGCGCUUCUCACUAAGAUCCUAGUCUUUUGGAGAAGAUAUUGAAUUAGAGGUCACAAGAUGUAAAAUGCUAGAAGACAAUAAUAAUUUAAGCUAUAGUAAAACAGCAAGAGCUUGGUCAGACUUGAGACUCUGGAAGAAAGAAGCUUCCCAAUAGGCAAGAUUGGUUAGCGGCUUUAUCAUAGAAAGAAGAGUCUUGCACUGCAAAGUUGAAUGGUGGACUUGCAAUCUGAAAAUGAAGUAUAAGCUAGCCACUUUUUGUUUGCAUUUAUAACUUGGAUACUAAAUAUACGACAUAUGUAUAUAUAGGGGAAGGAACAAACUGCAGGUUAAAUACAGCAGCACUCUUUCCAGAGCUGAGAUGAGUACACCUACUAAUGACUGAAAAUUUAGGUUUUAUAUUUGCAGCAUCAAUACAGUCCUGCUAUCUUUUGAUCAUAAGCUUGCCUCUUGAAUAUCUUUUUUGGUUAAGGAAUACUUCUUAAAAUCUUUUCAA
Cryptomeria japonica (Japanese cedar) is the source of this 2698-nucleotide messenger RNA. RefSeq names its product cyclic dof factor 2. Lineage: Eukaryota; Viridiplantae; Streptophyta; Pinopsida; Cupressales; Cupressaceae. The record is from RefSeq and is a predicted model, not a curated record. Gene Ontology annotation, biological process: regulation of DNA-templated transcription. Gene Ontology annotation, molecular function: DNA binding; DNA-binding transcription factor activity. The transcript has 2 exons. Bases 321 to 1937 code for a protein of 538 amino acids.